Zootermopsis nevadensis is the source of this 2251-nucleotide messenger RNA. The record is from RefSeq and is a predicted model, not a curated record. NCBI's taxonomy places the organism in Eukaryota, Metazoa, Arthropoda, Insecta, Blattodea, Termopsidae.
AAGCUUGGCAUGAUGGGAUUUAAACAUCUGACGCCAUCUUGGUUAGGCGGUUGUUGUACAAUAUAAAGACGUUUGUGCUAAGUAGUGGGUUAAAGUUCAGUUUCAUACUUGAUGGAUAUUAUUUUACGAGUGAUACACACGUAAGGAGCCGUGAGGGUUUUGAAUCCCUUUCAAAACGGCACGGAAAACGGCUCGAUACAGAUAAUAUUGGCUGUGCAACCCUCCGAAGUAAAACAUGGCGUGCUGCCUGUCGGAAGAGGCGAAGGAGCAAAAGAGAAUAAAUCAAGAAAUUGAAAGACAACUUCGGAGGGAUAAACGUGAUGCUAGGCGUGAACUUAAGCUACUAUUAUUGGGUACAGGAGAGUCGGGCAAGUCAACGUUCAUCAAACAGAUGAGGAUCAUCCAUGGGUCAGGGUACUCAGAUGAAGACAAGCGUGGUUUCAUCAAACUCGUUUAUCAGAAUAUCUUCAUGGCAAUGCAAAGUAUGAUCAGAGCAAUGGAUUUACUUAAGAUACAGUAUGCAGAAUCUUCAAACAUAGAUAAGGCAGAACUUAUCCGCACUGUGGACUAUGAAACGGUAACGACGUUCGACAGUCCGUACGUAGAAGCGAUCAAGGAUCUCUGGUCAGAUGCGGGUAUCCAAGAGUGCUAUGACAGAAGACGUGAAUACCAGCUCACCGACUCUGCCAAAUACUACUUGAGUGAUAUCGAGCGAAUUGAGAAGACAGAGUACCUCCCAACCGAGCAGGACAUACUCAGGGCUCGGGCGCCCACCACAGGCAUUUUAGAGUACCCUUUUGAUUUGGACUCCAUCAUAUUUAGGAUGGUGGAUGUAGGAGGGCAGCGUUCAGAAAGACGAAAGUGGAUCCACUGUUUUGAAAACGUCACCUCCAUAAUUUUUUUAGUUGCUUUAAGUGAAUAUGAUCAGAUUCUCUUUGAAUCUGAAAAUGAGAAUCGAAUGGAGGAAAGCAAGGCCUUAUUCAAAACCAUUAUCACAUAUCCGUGGUUCCAGCAUUCAUCUGUAAUUCUUUUUCUCAACAAGAAGGAUCUCCUUGAAGAGAAGAUCAUGUACUCUCAUCUGGUGGACUACUUCCCAGAAUAUGAUGGCCCCCAGAGGGAUGCAAUUGCAGCUCGUGAAUUUAUCCUGAGGAUGUUUGUGGAUCUGAACCCUGACAGCGAGAAAAUCAUCUACUCGCACUUUACCUGCGCAACAGGAAUUCUGAAGAAUGCACCAGAACCUGAAGUGCCAAAAGACGAUUUUGAUUUGAGAAGUCGUGUAGCUGUAGAAGAAAGAAAUGAUACAGAGGAUGUCGUGAUGGAAGACGGAAAGGAUACAGACAGUGAUGAUUCUGAACCAUUACCUCAGCCGACCAAAACAGUCGUGUCUAAUCAAGAGGAGGCUCUUCCGGAGGGUUUCUUUGAUGACCCCCUACUGGAUGCCAAGGCACGCAAUGUGGAAUACAAAGAUCCGAUUGAAGAAGAAUGGGAGAAAUUUCAGAAAGAGAUGAAGGAGGAGAACACAGUUUCUGCACAAAUCAUUGCUGAGGAUCAGGAAGAAGCAACAGCAGAGAGACAAAUUGACGAGAUUGACGAACAGAUGCGGAAUUGGUCCAGAGUGUUGGACCUGGAACUUAAGAAAGAAGCAGUAGUAAAAGGUGUGUGUAGUAGGAACAGUGCUUCUGCUGCCGAAGAUGAUGGCGAAACAUCUAGCGCAGAUGAAGCUGAAUUUGACGAGUAUCUAGACUGGAGAGCCAAGAAGUCAUACAAGUAGUAAUUGAAUAAAAGCCGUACCCUACAACAAAAUAAAUUCCUCGUACGAUCGCGUUGUAUUUAAAUAGCUCAAGAUGCCUGUUUCGGAUCAUAUUUAUUUUAACGUGAAGUUUAUAUUAAAAUACUGUGGGCUGCACGGUUAAUAAAAAUGAAUUCUCAUCUUUUUAUCGUGGAAUGUAUAUUUGAAAACAUUAGUUACUUGUGUUAUACCUAGAUGAAAAUUGUUCUAGGAAGUGUUACGUAUGAUAUUGGGCAUUCUUGAAAGUUAUGUUAAUUAUGUGAAAAAGAGAAGUGUAAGUUAAUGUCAGUACUUUUGCAAAUCAAGUAAUUUGUAAUAAAAGUGCACAUACAUUCUUACUCUUGGUUCUGUAUGCAGUAACUGGGUCCUAGACUACAGUUAUCAAUACAAAGUUGUAAUUAUUCUGGUAUUUUCAUACAGUGUUCAGUCAGGCAAAUAAAAUGAUAUUGAUCCUUAUUAUUA